UCAACCAGUCUUGGGGAGCCUGGCGCGUCGCAAAGAGUCGCGGUGGAGCUUCCCUGCGGUCCUGGCGCUCUGCGGUGCCAGGUCCUGCUGCGCUGGGAGAUGUCGGCUGCAGUUCUGGCGGAGCCCUUGGGUCCUCCUAGCAGCUUCGCUAAGCGGGUCCUGGUGACCGGGGGUGCUGGUUUCAUUGCAUCACAUGUGAUUGUCUCUUUAGUGGAAGAUUAUCCAAACUAUAUGAUCAUAAAUCUAGACAAGCUGGAUUACUGUGCAAGUUUGAAGAAUCUUGAAACUAUUUCUGACAAACAAAACUACAAAUUUAUACAGGGUGACAUAUGUGAUUCUCACUUUGUAAAACUGCUUUUCGAAACAGAGAAAAUAGAUAUAGUCCUACAUUUUGCUGCACAAACACAUGUAGAUCGUUCAUUUGUACGUGCCUUUGAGUUUACCUACGUCAAUGUUUACGGCACUCACGUUAUGGUAAGUGCUGCGCAUGAAGCCAGAGUGGAGAAAUUUAUAUACGUCAGCACAGACGAAGUCUAUGGGGGCAGCCUGGAUCAGGAAUUUGAUGAAUCUUCCCCCAAACAGCCUACAAAUCCUUAUGCAUCAUCUAAAGCAGCUGCUGAAUGUUUUGUACAGUCUUACUGGGAACGAUAUCAGUUUCCAGUUGUCAUCACAAGAAGCAGUAAUGUCUAUGGACCACAUCAGUAUCCAGAAAAGGUUAUUCCAAAAUUUAUAUCUUUACUACAACACAACAGGAAAUGCUGCAUUCAUGGAUCUGGGCUUCAGACAAGAAACUUCCUUUAUACUACUGAUGUAGUGGAAGCAUUUCUCACUGUUCUCAAAAAGGGGAAGCCAGGAGAAAUUUAUAACAUUGGAACCAAUUUUGAAAUGUCCGUUGUCCAGCUUGCCAAGGAGCUGAUACAACUGAUCAAAGAGACCAAUUCAGAUUCUGAAAUGGAAAACUGGGUUGAUUAUGUUCAUGACAGACCUACCAAUGACAUGAGGUAUCCAAUGAAGUCAGAAAAAAUACAUGGCUUAGGGUGGAGACCUAAAGUGCCUUGGAAAGAAGGAAUAAAGAAAACAAUUGAAUGGUACAGUGAGAAUUUUCACAACUGGAAAAAUGCAGAGAAGGCACUAGAACCCUUUCCAGUCUGACCUAGCACCUGUAGUCGGGACAGUUUUCAGAGAAAGAACCUUACCCUACCUCGGCUAGUGAAGCGAAAUCAAGGGACUGAAUGGCGUGUCCUCUCUUCAUUCCGAAUCAGAAUCAUGACUUCUGUAAAAUUGAAAAGCAGAAUGCCUCAAUCCUGAGAAGAGUUUUAAUACUGGCAUCGGAUUUAAGUAUUGAAAUCUUUCCAGAAGACUUUUCUUUGGAAAAUUAGGGCCAGGAGGUAGAGAAAGAUCCUCCCUGAGGCUGGGGUUGGGGAAGGAAGGUCUCUCAGCUCCGAGGCCAAGGACACAAGGUCAGUUCAAAGCUGGGCAGAUGAAGGAUUUCCUUGGGGAUCUCACUCAGCUUGCAAACUUCCCACUGCCCAGAAAGUCUCUUUGUAAAUAAUAUAGGAUGAGCCCUGUGCCUUAAUUCAUCUUUUUGUAAGGUCUGAUGUUGUUUUGUUUAUAAAAAUGGAGCAAAGUGGAAGCCUGUCUAAGCACUUUUUAACUUUUGAUAAUUUCAUUAAGUUAAUAAUUUUUUUAAAUGAUGCUGUUUUUCAUUGUCUCAAAAUCAGUCACUGAACUAUAUAUAAAAGUAACUAUGUAUCAGAGGAGUUUUAUC
Talpa occidentalis (Iberian mole) is the source of this 1768-nucleotide messenger RNA. It is a transcript of the gene TGDS, whose product is annotated as TDP-glucose 4,6-dehydratase. Gene Ontology annotation, molecular function: dTDP-glucose 4,6-dehydratase activity. The transcript has 12 exons. Gene Ontology annotation, biological process: nucleotide-sugar metabolic process. The record is from RefSeq and is a predicted model, not a curated record. The coding region runs from base 100 to 1152 and encodes 350 amino acids. Lineage: Eukaryota; Metazoa; Chordata; Mammalia; Eulipotyphla; Talpidae.